CACAAGAAGAGCCCUGUUGGAUCAGACCAGAGACCCAUCUAGACCUGCAUCCUGUUCUCCCAACAGCCAACCAAAUGCUUUUGGGAAGCCCACAUGCAGGAUCUGAGUGCAACAGCACUCCACUCACUUCUGUUUUCCAGCAACAGCAAUUCCUGAUCCACAAGAGGGCCUCUCCUCCUACGACUGCUAAGCUUGCUCAGGAAUCUUUGGUGAUGGGCUUAAUCAAAAGCUGUUUGAAAAUUUAAAUGCAAAAUAUUAAUUGGACCACCUCCAUGUUUUCUGACACUCUGAAAGAACUAAAGAGCUGGUGAGACAGGACUUAUCCUUGCAGAAGCCAUGCUGAUCCUGCUUCAGCAAGGUUUGUUCUUCUGUAUGCUUGCUAAUCCUGUUUUUGAAAAUGCUUUCCACUAAUUUCACCAGAGCAAACAUUAAGGUGACCAGUCUGUAGUUUCCCAGAUCCCCUCAGGAUCCCUUUUGAUAACUUAGUGUUACAUUGAUCACUUUCCAGUCCUCAGGUAUGGAGGCUGAUCUUAGGAACAAGUUACAUAGGGUUGUAUUUAACUAAGUCUUACUCAGAGUAGACCCAUUGAAAUUAAUAAAACUAAGUUAGUAAUGUCUAAUUUCAGUAGGUCUACUCUGAGUAGGACUAACUUUGAAGACCACCCAUAUUUUUGUUAGAAAACCAGCAAUGUCAUAUUUGAGUUCUUUAAGAAUCGUGGAUGCCAUCCUGACCCAGCAUUUGACUCUAUUAACCAUGCUGGUAUCUUUCCUAAUCUGCAGGAAAGCUCAGCUUCUACUGUUGUGGUUUUGAACAACCCCCAAGAAUUCUAGAGAGUUUUGACCCUCUUCACUUUCCCUUUCAAACUUUUUUUAAAACUAGUCUCCACAUUUUGGGGAAGUUUCCCCUUUGAAGUCAAAUAUGACUAUGUUGACCUUAGUGAAUUUGAUAGCACUAUUGUCCCUGUUCCCAUCUCACACCAGGCCCUAGAACACCACUUAAGAUUAAGUCCAAGGUUACCACCCCUCUGGUUGGUUCCAUGACCAACUGUUCUGGGGCACAGUCAUUUAUAGUAUCUAGAAAUUUUACUACCGUAUAUUCCGGCGUAUAAGAUGACUUUUUAACCCAGGAAAAUCUUCUCAAAAGUUGGGGGUCGUCUUAUACGCCCAGUCGUCUUAUACGCCGGAAUAUAUGGUAUUUCUCCUGCUCGCAGCCUGGCCCGGCGUCCCCUCCCCUGAGGGGAAUCCCCAUUGCUCCUCCGUCCCGCCAUCUCCGCCUCCUCCACUGCGGCGAAGGCGGCGCCCUGCGCGGCCUCCUCCGUCGCAAAAUGGCGGCCGGGGUGGGGAGCAGCAGCAGCCUCCCCGCGUCCUUCUCCUCCGUGGCGGCCUCGCCUGCGCCGCCUCCUGCUGCUGCUCCUCCGCCCGCGGCUGCUCAGGCAAGCGACGGGGCCGCGGGGGCGGCGGCUGCUCCUCGGGCGGCCAACGGCGGGCCACUUUCGCUGCUCUUGCCGUCACAGGCCGCGCCUCCGCUGACGCACAACCACUGGGCGGCGGCAGCAGCAGCGGGAGGUGGCGGAGGCGGGAACCCGCUGCCGACAGCUGCCCCUGCGGCCUCCUCCUCGGCGCCCUCCGCCUCCGGCCCGCUGGCGCUGCGGGAGCCGGCCUACAACUGGGAGGCGAUGAAGCCGACGGUGCAGGAGCACUUGAAGAGACACUUGAAGAGAGACACUGCUUACAAGUGCCUGUACGCUAAUGCUAGGAGCCUCCGAACCAAGAUGGGAGAACUGGAGUGCUUGGUCUUAGAGAAGAGCAUUGAUAUAGUGAGCAUAAC
Rhineura floridana is the source of this 1828-nucleotide messenger RNA. RefSeq lists its product as uncharacterized. Lineage: Eukaryota; Metazoa; Chordata; Lepidosauria; Squamata; Rhineuridae. The record is from RefSeq and is a predicted model, not a curated record. The transcript has 2 exons. Bases 1190 to 1750 code for a protein of 186 amino acids.